AUGCGCCUCGCCCACCUCCACCUGCCAAACCUAACGCCCUUCAACACGGUCUCCCAGAUCCAACAAACCCUUGCCCUGCGCCAGCUCGCCUACAAAAAAGCCGUUUCGUCCUCCUCCCCCUCUUCCAUCUCACAAUUACCACCUGACCCAACAAUAAUAACCUUCACCCCCAACCCGGUGUACACAACGGGCCGCCGCGACCUACCACCAUCCAACACCUCCUCGCCCUCCGAUGCGCAACCAAGCCUAGAAUUAUCAUUACCGCCAUCUUUAGAGCCGAUUCGACACAUACUCGAUCCGAAAAUACCAGGAGGCCAGGGGUCGAAGUUGAAGGCGGAAUACCAUCCAACCCUCCGCGGCGGACAAACGACUUACCACGGUCCCGGCCAACUGGUCGCAUACACAAUCCUUGACCUGCGACGACUCGGCCUCUCGCCCAGGUGUCACAUCAGUCUUUUGGAGAAGAGUGUGAUUGACUUGUUACGCAAAUAUGGAGUAGAAGGCUUUACAACGCAGGAUCCUGGUGUAUGGGUAAACCCCGUCACAAGCACAACAGGCGCAACGGGGAAUGGGAAUGAAGAGGCGAGAAAGAUUACGGCUGUAGGCGUCCAUCUCCGUCGGCAUAUAAGUUCCUUUGGCGUCGGGCUCAACGUCACCGAUGAACCGAUGCGGUUUUUUAAACAGAUUGUGGCGUGCGGAUUGGAAGGCAAGGAGGUUACUAGUCUCGCUGGCCAGGGCGUGAAGUUCAGUAGCCAAAAGAAUGAGGAGGAGGUUAUGAAGGAGGUUGCGGAUGGGUUUGUGGACUCGUUUGUGAAGAGGUUGAGGGUCGAUUUUCCGGUUGGUGAGGCGACGAGGAGGGAGGGAAUCGAGGAGGUAUAUAAGAUUGGGAUUGAGGAUGUAACUUCAUGA
Molecule: messenger RNA, 909 nt
Organism: Talaromyces marneffei
Lineage: Eukaryota; Fungi; Ascomycota; Eurotiomycetes; Eurotiales; Trichocomaceae
Exons: 1
Coding region: 1-909 (302 amino acids)
Biological process (GO): protein lipoylation
Cellular component (GO): mitochondrion
Molecular function (GO): lipoyl(octanoyl) transferase activity
Source: RefSeq, a predicted model, not a curated record